Molecule: messenger RNA, 3031 nt
Organism: Argentina anserina (silverweed cinquefoil)
Lineage: Eukaryota; Viridiplantae; Streptophyta; Magnoliopsida; Rosales; Rosaceae
Product: potassium transporter 10-like
Exons: 8
Coding region: 226-2595 (789 amino acids)
Biological process (GO): potassium ion transmembrane transport
Cellular component (GO): membrane
Molecular function (GO): potassium ion transmembrane transporter activity
Source: RefSeq, a predicted model, not a curated record
UAAGAAGAUUAAUAAAGGGUAUAAAGAAGCAAAGAUGGGAAGAGGAAAUUCUAUGCUACCAUUUUUGCUGUUGUCACCAACAGACUAGGAGCAGAGGGAAUGCUCUCUCUUAAAAAGUUGAACGGCUGUUAUUGUUACAUGGGGAGUGAGCAAUAGCUUUAGUAAGAAUAAGAAUUUCAAGAACAGUCUUGGUGGAAGUAAGCAGAAUCAUUUGGUUGCAAAGUAAUGGCUACUGAUGAAGGAACUGAAAACAACGGACCGGUGUGGGUUUUGGAUCAGCAGUUUGAUCAACCCAUGGAUGAAGAAGCUAGGAAGCUUAGAAAUCCAUAUAAUGGAAAGAAAGUUUCAGCAUUUAUGGUUCUGCAGCUUGCAUUUCAAAGCCUUGGGGUGGUCUAUGGAGAUUUAGGCACAUCCCCUCUCUAUGUGUUCUACAACACUUUUCCUAAUGGAAUUGGUGACCCGGAGGAUUUAGUUGGAGCUUUAUCUGUGAUCAUAUAUUCUCUCACUCUAAUUCCCCUCCUUAAGUAUGUUUUCAUUGUCUGUCGAGCAAAUGACAAUGGCCAAGGUGGAACAUUUGCUCUUUAUUCACUACUCUGUCGAUAUGCAAACAUAAAGGCUACUCCGAACCAAGACCAUACAGAUGAGACUAUAACAACAUAUAGUCAUUCAACAUUUGGGGGGAAAUCGUUUGCUGCACGAACCAAGAGAUGGUUGGAGGGACAACCAAUGAUGAAGAACACACUUCUAAUUCUUGUUCUGGGUGGCUCUAGCAUGGUGAUUGGGGAUGGGAUUCUGACUCCAGCCAUUUCAGUUCUGUCAGCAGUUGGUGGGAUCAAUGUGCGUCGCUAUGAGAUUAGCAAUGAUGUAGUUGUGCUUGUUGCUGUGGCCAUGCUAGUACUACUGUUUACAAUGCAAUACCAUGGUACAGACAAAAUUAGUUGGCUGUUCGCACCAAUUGUGCUCCUCUGGUUUCUUUUUAUUGGAGGGAUUGGCUUGUUCAACAUUUGGAGAUAUGAUAGAACUGUUCUAAAAGCAUUUUCUCCUGUGUAUGUAUAUCGAUUUUUUAAGCGGGGAGGAAAAGAUGGUUGGACAUCUCUAGGAGGUAUUAUGCUAAGCAUAACAGGAACAGAAGCACUUUUUGCUGAUCUGUCCCAUUACCCUGUCCUGUCGAUACAGAUAGCUUUCACAUCUGUCGUAUUUCCUUGCCUUCUUUUAGCCUACUCAGGUCAAGCUGCUUACCUCAUGAAGCAUCCUGAUCAAGUGUCCAAUGCUUUUUACCAUUCUAUUCCAGACAGCAUAUAUUGGCCAGUGUUUGUUGUUGCUACUGGAGCAGCUGUCGUUGCAAGUCAGUCCACCAUAACUGCAACCUUUUCACUAAUCAAGCAGGCACUUGCACUUGGUUGUUUCCCGAGAGUCAAAAUUGUACAUACAUCAAAGAAGUAUCGUCACCACAUCUAUAUUCCAGAAGUCAAUUGGCUCGUUAUGAUUCUUUGCAUUGGUGUAACUGCUGGCUUUAAAAAUCAAAACCAAAUUGGUAACGCCUCCGGGACGGCAGUUUGUAUGGUCAUGUUGGUAACCACAUUGCUUAUGAUUUUGGUCAUGAUUUUGGUCUGGCGCUGCCAUUUGAUUCUCGUCCUCCUCUUCACUGGUCUAUCACUAGUAAUAGAGGGCACUUACUUCUCUGCUGUACUACUCAAGGUCAAUCAAGGUGGCUGGGUUCCCCUUGUGAUCUCAGCAGCCUUCUUUGUUGUGAUGUAUACUUGGCAUUAUGGUACAGUAAAACUUCACGAGAUUGAAGUCCACAGUAAGGUUUCAAUGGCAUGGAUUCUCGGACUUGGCGCCAGUUUAGGAUUGGUUCGCAUACCUGGGAUAGGCCUUGUAUACACUGAGCUAACGAGUGGAGUGCCUCGCAUCUUUUCUCACUUCAUCACCAACCUACCCGCCAUCCAUGAUGUUGUAGUCUUUGUCUGUGUCAAGUACCUUCCUGUGUACACUGUCCAAGAAGAAGAGAGGUUCCUAGUAAAGCAGAUUGGCCCCAAGAACUUCCACAUGUUUCGCUGCGUUGCGAGAUAUGGCUAUAAAGACUUGCACACAAGAGAUGACGAUUUUGAGAAUAAGCUCUUUGACAGUCUUUUCUUGUUUCUCCGGCUUGAGUCAUUGGCAGUAGCAUCUUCUGCCUCCGAUGUAUCUAGUGUACUUGGCGACCAAGCUUGGCCAUCAAGAAGUGGUAAUAGUAAUAGCAACAUACCUUACUCCACCGAAAACCCAUCACUUCAGUCGAAUGACUCAAUCGUGCCGGGUGGUUCUCCACUACAUGAAAACAAUGCUAUGACAUGCUCUGAUAUUCAGGCAAGCAGCCAGGUAGUCCAAGACGAGAUUGAUGAGACAGUAUUCUUGAGAAACUGUAGAGAUGCAGGGGUGGUGCACAUUCUUGGAAACACCGUAGUGAGAGCCAGUAGGGACUCAAACUUGUGGAAGAGAAUAACCAUUGACUACCUAUAUGCAUUUCUCAGGAAGAUAGGUAGGGGAAACAGUGUAAUGUUAAACGUUCCUCAUGAGAGCCUUUUGAAUGUUGGGCAGGUAUUCCAUGUAUGACCCGGCCAGCCUGAGUCUAUCUAAGGAGUUAGGACUAUGCAGACUAGAUCCAGGCCUAUUCAGGCCUCCAAUGUAAUAUUAUAUAAAGAAAAAUGACUACAUCUGAAUCAACGUUCCAGUCUUAAAGAAGCAAACUGAGCUAGAGAAUGCUGGGAUGGACUACCAUUUUCCUCCAUCGAGCUCCUUGUUACAUGUUUUGGUUAGUUCUUCUGUUGUUGUUUAGGGUGGCCUAUGAAGGCUUUUCUCUAGGGGGAUUUAUAACAAGAGUACCUUCUUCGACAGACGUGGUGAGAUAUUUUAGAUGUUCUUACUAUAGAUGGCUUACUGCGACAGGAGGUUGACGUUUCUGUUGCAGCUGUCGUAAUACUUGUUGAGAUUUCCAAGGGAGAUGUUUAGGAGAAGGUUGUUAGUGAGCGAAGCAUUAGUAAUUUGAAUG